Messenger RNA from Cicer arietinum (chickpea), 2336 nucleotides. RefSeq names its product rust resistance kinase Lr10-like. Lineage: Eukaryota; Viridiplantae; Streptophyta; Magnoliopsida; Fabales; Fabaceae. The record is from RefSeq and is a predicted model, not a curated record. Gene Ontology annotation, biological process: protein phosphorylation. Gene Ontology annotation, molecular function: polysaccharide binding; ATP binding; protein kinase activity.
AAAUGUCUUUGAAGAAGAUUUUUUAUAAACAAAUGAUAAGACUACAAUAAAUUUUGCGACUAUUUUCAACAAAAACUUUAUUUUUUGUUAAGCGACUAUUAUGCUUAGGUCGGAUAGGACUACAAUAAUCGACAAAAAUCUCUCUGAAAAAAUUUAACAUUUUCAUGGACUUUACCAUCUGAUCGAGUUGUUUGUUAACUGCUCAUACUUGAAUUCAAUACAAACAAACAUGCAUAGAUAGCACAGAGUACGGUUCUUUCUCAUCAUCAUCCCUUUCUUUGUUGAACCUUUGGAUGGCAGGAGCAAAUAGUUUGAUGAUGUUUUUGCUUCUUAUGUUGCUUAUAAACAAUAUUGGCAGUGCUUACGACGAGUGUAGAGAAUUAUCUUGUGGACUAUACAAACCUCUUAUUAGAUUUCCCUUCCAACUUAUCAAAGAGCCACAAGAUCAUUGUACAAAUCCCAAGUUUUGCUUAUAUUGUACUCAAACUAAAAACACCAUGAUUCAUCUCUCUACCACUUCAGGUCAAAUCAAAUUCCUUGUCUAUGACAUAGAUUACCACCGACACAAGAUGUUAAUUACCGACCCAGAAAAUUGUCUUCCAAAAAAGUUUUUGCAACUCAACAAUUCAUCAUUUCUACCUUACAAAUUGGAUCCACAAUCAAUGACAACAAAAUACUUUUUCAAUUGCUCUUCAGUAAAGAAACCACACUUGAGAAACUAUGAACAAACACUCAAGGAGUCACAAGAUAUGAUCACUUGUCCAAUUUAUAUGUUUAAUGCAUAUGACAGUGUCCUUCAAUUGGACUUUAUAUCAUGUACCAAGAUGUUCGAAAUCAACGCGUCAACCACGGUACAAGGCAAAUUGAGUUUAAGUUGGCCCAAUCCAAAUUGUAACAAGUGUAAAGAAAAAGGCAUGAAAUGCAAAUGGAAGAACAAUGGUAGUAAUAAAGAUGAAAUUGAAUGUUUUGACUGCAAAAAAAAAGUGAAAACAAUUCACAUACCAAGGUCUCUUAUUUUUGCUGCAACAGGUUCAAUUCUCUUGGGGCUGGUUCUCAUAUCAUUAUUUAAGAUACAUCUCUAUUUUAGAAAGAAAGAAGAGGAUCAAGUAAGAGUUGAUAACUUUUUAGAAGAUUAUAGAGCACAAAAACCUGCUAGAUUUUCCUAUGCUGACAUCAAAAGAAUAACAAGUGAGUUUAGGGAAAAACUUGGAGAAGGAGCUCAUGGAACUGUGUUUAAAGGAAAACUCUCCACCGAAAUUCUUGUAGCUGUCAAAAUGCUAAACAGUACACAGGGAGAAGGAAAAGAGUUCAUCAAUGAAGUUGGAAUUAUGGGAAAAAUUCACCACAUCAACGUCGUUCGUUUGCUUGGAUUUUGUGCAGAUGGAAUCCACCGUGCUCUUGUGUACAAUUUGUUUCCAAAUGGUUCGUUACAGAGCUAUAUAUUUCAACCAGAUAACAAGGACCAUUUUUUGGGGUGGGAGAAACUGCAACAAAUUGGUGUUGGAAUAGCCAAAGGAAUUGAGUAUCUUCAUCAAGGUUGUAAUCAUCCAAUCAUUCACUUUGAUAUCAACCCUCAUAAUGUUUUGCUAGAUGACUCAUUCACUCCAAAAAUUUCAGAUUUUGGUCUCGCAAAAUUAUGUUCCAAGAAUCUUAGUAUUGUGUCUAUGACAGCAGCUAAAGGAACAUUGGGAUACAUGGCGCCUGAAGUUCUGUCUAGAAAUUUUGGAAAUGUGUCUCUUAAAUCAGAUAUUUACAGUUAUGGAAUGUUGUUGCUAGAAAUGGUUGGAGGAAGGAAGAAUGUAGACAUGUCAUCUGCAGAAACUUUUCAUGUGUUAUAUCCAGAAUGGAUCCAUAACUUAUUAGAAGGAGAUGUGCAUAUUCAUGUUGAGGAUGAAGGUGAUGCUAAAAUUGCAAAGAAACUUGCAAUUGUAGGACUUUGGUGCAUUCAAUGGCAACCAAUAAAUCGUCCAUCUAUAAAAGCUGUUGUGCAAAUGUUGGAAACUGGAGAGGAUAAUCAGUUAACUGUGCCUCCUAAUCCUUUUCACUCGACAACUUUGGCGAGAAGAACUUUUCAAAUGGAAGUGAUUCAGGAAUAAGAAAAUAUAAUCUAUUUUGGACAAUUUGAUUAAAUCCUUCAUCUUGGAAAAAAUUUGUAUUUUAAUUUUUCAAAAUCCUGCAGUUGUAUUUAUCGUAGUAGUAUGCUUCAACAUUGUUGUCUUAAAAAUAAUUUAUAAAUUGUAAGAUGUUAAAAUACCUAUUCUCUCACCUAUGAAGGAAGCACUAUGCAGAAGCGUAAAAUAAAAGUACAAAAGAUUUGAAGAAUCUCUUGAGAAAAA